Molecule: messenger RNA, 5078 nt
Organism: Bactrocera oleae (olive fruit fly)
Lineage: Eukaryota; Metazoa; Arthropoda; Insecta; Diptera; Tephritidae
Source: RefSeq, a predicted model, not a curated record
AUUUAAAAAAAAAAUAUCUUCAAAAACGCAGCAAUUAAAAAAAAUAUUAAAAAACAAAAUAUGCUAAAAAUAUUUAUUUAAAAUGUUUUAAAUAGUUAAAGAAAACUGAACAUAUUUAAAACUGACGAAAUAUCAGCGAUACCUGUAGCACCAAGUGGUGCAAAUAAUAUUAGUGACUGAAAAUAUUUUUGGCUUAACGCUGAAAAACAAAAUUAAAAUUGAAAAGUUCUAUGCGUGUGUGUGUGUAUGUGCUGGUGUGGAAAUGAAAAUUAUGAAGUGCAAACAUAUUUAUAUGCAUAAAUACAGCAGCUGAGCGCUAGACGUGACAAUCUAUAAUUAAUUUCAAUUCCUUUCAGGCGAAAUUAGUAUUUUUACUUCCAUACAUGCCUGCAGAAAUACCCGAAAGUUAUGCAGUACUCUAAAGAUAUUUCAAAAAUUCAUUAUGCAAUGCGCUGCGGUUGCGCGAAAAUUUAGUUUUUCAUAACAAAAAUAUACGCAUUUUAUUUGGAUGCUGUUGAAAGUUCGCUUAUAAGGAAUUUUGUAACCGAAUCGCUUGGCCUAUGUGCCACACUUAUACACAUACAAACAUAAAUAUUCGCUAUGGUGUAGUAAUUUUAUAAAAUUUUAUUUCAUGCACACAAAAAUACAUGCAUACAUAUGUGCAUAUAUGUAUGUGUGAGUAAUUUGAAAAUUUGCUAGAAAACUUUUAAAAUCGGUAUUUUGAAAAGUUCCUGCACACACGCACACACACAUGCACACGCAAUCAGUACAUCAUACAUAUAAGACUACCAUUAAAAGCGAAAAAAGCAGACAAACUCCCAUACACACAUGCAUAUAUACAUAUAUGUAGAUAUGCACGCAAACACACUCAGUAGUGUGUAUGAGAAUUCGCUCAUACAUACAAAUACAUUUAGGCGUUUAGGCAUUUAGGCAUUUUAGCGUGGGCUAAUGAUAUAGCAAAACACCUGCAUACCGUUAUUUUUUGGCAUUUCUUCGUAAUAUACACAUAUAUUAUAUACCAUCUUUCUUCGGAUUGUCAAAAACAUUUAUUUUUAAGUUCAAGCAACACUCACACAGCGACAUGCAUUGAUACAUAUUACCACCUACAUGAAAAUAUUUAUUUUUUCUACACCAAAACUUAUGCGCAUAGCUCUUUGUAGCUGAGAGAGCUGUUAUGCUCUUCCGACAUAGUAUUAAGUUCGUACCUGAUCACCUCGUCAAAGCUAUCGCCAUUGUUUCGGCAUUUAUCCUUGAGUCUGUCGGCCGUUGGUUCGUCACGUCACCUUUCGUCGUUUCACGAUUGAAAGUAUGCAAUUUCUUCGUAUCUUUUUUACGUACACAAAGUAUUUCAAAAUUUUAUUUUAAAAUCUUGUAUGUACAUAUGUAUAUACUACAAAUAUAAAAUUCAGAUCUUAAAAAUAGACAGACUUAAUGAGAUCACUGUUAGUGGUACAUAACAGGAAAAGCAGAAAAAUAUAUUUUUUGGAAUGUAAUAAAAAUCAUAUGAACUGUUGCUUUACAGCAAAAGCUUUGAGCAAGUACUGAAGUUUAUUAAACUUAAACUUGGCAAUGAUGAAAAGUAAGGAAAGUUUAAAUAACUUGAUUUCCUCUACGGUUCGGUUGUUGAAGGGGGAUAUACAAAAGACACAGGAUGUUUAUACUUAAGAAAUAUUUAUAUGCAUAAAACUUGAAAAAUAGCUUAAGUAGUCUUGAGUUAUUUGAAAAAUUUUAAUUUAUUACCUUGUGUUUAGUAAGCAUCAAAGUACUAAAAAAUAUAGUUGAAUGGCAUACCAAUAUUUAAAUUGGUUAAUAUAAUUAUCAAAAUAAUAACCACAGCUUAAGUCAAUUUAAGAUAUUUUUACAUUAUACUGCAGUUAUAUCUGAAUUAUCAAAGCAACUUCAAAUUGCGAUUAACCAAAUUAAAGAACUAAUUACUAAUUAUUAAUUUUUAUUGCAAAUUAAUGUUGGUCAAAAAUAUUUGCAUAAUUUCAAAUAAAUGUAUACCUAUAUUUAUAUGUACAUAUAUUAUUCAUAUGUAUAUAAUAUGUACAUAUAGCUCAAUAUAUCUCUGAGAAAAAUAAUAAUAAUUAGGCAGCUAUCAAAUUUUCUGAACCUUAACACCUAAUUAGCUCAGCUGAACCCAGAAAUAUAAAAGCGCUGGCGGUCAAGCCAACAAUUGCACAAAAAAAAACCUAAAAACCAUAGUCUUCCAGAAAUAUGUUCGUGACAGGAAAAGUAGAAUCAAAAAAUCUACAUUCUAAAAUUUCAAGCGCAUUCGCAUAAACAAACAGCAAGAUAAGGCUAUAAAAAACGAAAUUUUCCAACCGCCCACACGAUAAUUAUAACAAAUUCACACAUACCUAUAAACACUGAUUGGCGUUUCUACAAAAGUUUAUUUUUAAAAUCCAUUUGCUUUGGCUGAAAGAAAAUGCUUUCAAAAAUAUACGCUCGCUGAGCCGUUUGAUCGCAAGCUUAUGUGGGCGUUAGGGUGAGGCCAGAAACUUUCAUAGUCUAGCAUAAAUCUGAAAUAUACAAUAUAUGUUUGCUUAAAAUAUAAUUAAUAAAUAUGAGAGAUACAUGCAAAUAUUUGUACACGAAGUAGGUGCAAAAACAGUAGGUUUUUAUAUGUGUUGCAAGUUUAAUUAAUAUAAAAAUAAAGAUAAAUAACGAAUCUUUAGAGAGUGGCGAAAGGUGAAGAUGAAAAUAUCUGUUUGAAUAAUAUACAUUAAUCAAAAUGGAAAAUAAAAUAAUUUAAGUCCUAAUAUUGAAUGACUAUAAAAGCCCAUGCUCUGAUUAUUAACAUCUUACUUGAUAUAUUGUUGACAGACUUACCAGUUUUAGCUACCUUCAAGGGGUUAAUAUUAUUCAGAUAUUCAUCCAAUCAAUUGGCCAAUUGUUAAUGCAAAAAUAAUAAUAAUAAUUCUAUUAACAAUUUAUUUUAAAAACUCAAUCGCGGUGGUUGACUUGAUUCACCAUCUAAGGAGAUUAUAAAUUCUUGUUUUUUCUUUCAAAUAUUUUGAGAAUGAGCCUAAAAAGUCCGACGAACCCUGAAAUGAUCAUUAUGAUUUUAUGAUUUUCUUCGUGAUUUCUUAAAUCUUUGGAUUACUUUCGCUCAUCUAACUUCUCACAUCUCUUUAGGGUCUCAUUCCUCAUGACGUAUAUUUAAAUUGCAAACGCUUUUAAGGUUGGUCGAAGAAGAUAUAUACAUACAUAUUGAGUCUAAACUCUACCUUAUUGUUAUGCUACAAUUAUAAAUUGCCUUGACAAGUUGAGUCAAAAUAAAGAAUGAAAAUAUUUUUGUGUUUUGAUUUAUAAGUUUUUUUUAAUGAAAUACUUAGUGUGUAUAAUAAUAAAAAGCAUAGGAAUUAAUAUAUAUAGUAUAGCAAACCCACCCACAUCUUAUAAAUCGUUCAACGGAGAAACGUGUUAUUCUUCAUUUAUUUUUCCCUCCUCUUAAGUAAAACAAAAAAACACAGUCACCAUGGACGCCAUCAAGAAGAAGAUGCAAGCGAUGAAGCUUGAGAAGGAUAACGCCAUUGAUAAGGCCGACACCUGUGAAUCUCAAGCUAAGGAUGCCAAUUCCCGCGCCGACAAAUUGCAAGAGGAAUUGCGCGAUUUGGAGAAGAAAUUGGUACAAGUUGAUGUUGAUUUGGUCACAUCCAAGGAACAAUUGGACAAGGCCAACCGCGAAUUGGAAGAGAAGGAGAAACAAUUGACCACCACCGAAUCUGAGGUAGCCACUUUGAAUCGUAAGGUGCAACAGAUUGAAGAAGAUUUGGAGAAAUCCGAAGAACGCUCCACCAGCGCCCAACAAAAAUUGCUGGAAGCCACACAAGCCGCUGACGAGAACAACCGUAUGUGCAAAGUAUUGGAGAACCGUUCACAGCAAGAUGAGGAACGUAUGGAUCAAUUGACCAACCAAUUGAAGGAAGCCCGUAUGUUGGCUGAGGAUGCUGAUACCAAAUCCGAUGAAGUAUCACGUAAGCUGGCCUUCGUUGAAGACGAGUUGGAAGUAGCUGAAGAUCGUGUCAGGUCCGGUGAAGCCAAGAUCAUGGAACUUGAGGAAGAAUUGAAGGUUGUCGGUAACUCGUUGAAAUCUUUGGAAGUAUCCGAGGAGAAGGCCAACCAACGCGUUGAGGAGUUCAAGCGUGAAAUGAAGACUCUGUCUGUGAAAUUGAAGGAAGCCGAACAGCGCGCCGAACAUGCUGAGAAGCAAGUGAAGCGUCUGCAGAAGGAGGUCGACAGGCUAGAAGACGAAUUGGGCGUCAACAAGGACAGAUACAAGUCGCUCGCCGACGAGAUGGACUCCACAUUCGCCGAAUUGGCUGGUUAUUAAAGUGUUCAAAAAGUGAAGACGACAAUGCUUUUCUAUGGAAAAAGUUUGCUUGUAGUGUUUUCGCUUUUGGAGUCAAACAUCCAUGUGCAACAACAAUCACAACAACAAAUUGUAACAAUCUGUAAAUUUAAUAUAAUUGUAUAAAUGUUAAAAACACCAACAACAUAAUGAAGAAAAACUAAAAUUUAUAAAAAAAAAAAUUAUUAACGACAACAACAGCAACAACAACACCUUUAAUUGCUUUUUCAUUUUUCUAGUAAACAAAAAAUGCAACAAUGCAAUACAAAAGUAAAUGGAGCAUACGCGCUUUGAAAUCAUAUUUUAUUAAAUAAAUUUAACAAAAACAAAAAACAUAUUUUACAAAUUUCCUAAAUUAACGAAAAAAUAUAUAUAAACCCACACAUACAUAUAUUUGGAGUGUAGUUUCGAGCAACUGUAUAAAUUAAAUGAGAUCUUUAUUUGAAAAUAGCUAAAACUUCAACAAAUAACAACAAUAUUAACUGUCGUAUCACAAUUUUUAAUGCAAAAUUUGCUUUCAUAUUUCGGUUUAAUUAAAGUUUAUCUCUUUUGUUACUCGCUUAUUUACAUAACAGCUAAAAAGCAUAUUCAUAUGUGUAGAGAGAAAAGAAUAUUGUUCGACUUUGAUCAGGAAUAUUACACUGGGAGAGCAAAUGAUAAAUUUAAUAUUAAAUAUAUUUAAUAAUAAUAAAACCAAAAACAACAAAAAAACAUUUAAAACAUA